CGGAUUGAAAACCUAAACAAUUACAAGAUGUUUCUGAACUUCGCAACAACUAGCUUCAUCGCGACCCUUCUUGCCUCUGUCACGGCCCAUCCCACUGCCAAUCUCAUCCGAGAGCUAAGGGACACCCGUGGAUUGGGUGACAGCAAUCAGGGAUUCGCUGGUGCGCUCCUCAGUAGAACCAAUUAUGUUUCUGUUACCGCGAGCUUUGUUAUUCCGGAAUUUGGCCCGACCAAUUUGACCGCAGAUAGCGUCCAGUACUUGAAUGCAGUAGUUAUCCUUCUGUGUACUCAUGCUCGUGUAUCCGCAUUUGUCGGUUUCUCAAUUAAUCCCAAUGGGACUGAAGUCUUUGCACUGGGACCCAUUCCCCCGGCAGUAUCCUUCAUUGCCGGGGAUAUGGCUCAGAUAACUGUAGAAGCGUUGCAGGUCGGAUACAACACAACUGUUGAGAAUUUAACCUCUGGCCACGCGACGAGCGGACACAUCCCUUCAGCUAAAGAACCUCUCUGUUUUGCGGCAUCAUGGGGUAUCGAGGGACCCCGCUCUCAGUCUUUUGUGGGCAGUAUCAAUUUCUACAACACGUUCGCUGUUGACAAAGUGGGGGUGAAAAGUGGUCUGUUGGAAGCGUCCAUUCAACCCAUCAUUGCACCUAACGGGACACCCCUUACUUCCAUUAACAUCAUCUCCCCCACUAACAUCACCUCUUUCACUGACAUCCCCUCUUCCACUAACAUGACCAUCUCAUAUCUCUGAGGCUAAUUAUUCUGUUUGACUGAUGGACUGCUUGUCUGACACUGAUGUUCCACAAACGGAGCUUGUUAAAACUUCGUUCCCCUCAGUUCCCAUUCACAAGUCUGAGGAUUAGUAUCCUUCUUGUUUGUUAUGUUACUUGACAAGUCGUUACACUCAUCAUGUUUCCAUUCCAAAUUAAGUGCGCAUCUGUACAAGUGAAC
Molecule: messenger RNA, 950 nt
Organism: Cantharellus anzutake
Lineage: Eukaryota; Fungi; Basidiomycota; Agaricomycetes; Cantharellales; Hydnaceae
Exons: 3
Coding region: 28-750 (240 amino acids)
Biological process (GO): proteolysis
Molecular function (GO): glutamic-type endopeptidase activity
Source: RefSeq, a predicted model, not a curated record